Messenger RNA from Camellia sinensis, 448 nucleotides. Lineage: Eukaryota; Viridiplantae; Streptophyta; Magnoliopsida; Ericales; Theaceae. The record is from RefSeq and is a predicted model, not a curated record.
UUACGAUAUUUUAAAAUAAAUCACUUUUUAAUUGGAAGUUGAGACCAUCGUAGAUGGGGAGAUUGUUUGUGACACGUGACAAAAAAAAGUGAGGACUUACAGAAGAUCUUGUGUCGUUUCUUUUAUAUAGAAGCCUAAUUUGUCAGUUAAAGAGUAACGUGUCUGCGUUUGAGAAGAUCAAUCCAAUCAAUAUCUGGAUAUGGUUGAUGAACAAGAUAGAUUGUUGCCAAUUGCCAACGUUGGUCGGAUCAUGAAGCAGAUCCUUCCACCAAGUGCCAAGAUUUCGAAAGAAGCCAAAGAGACAAUGCAAGAAUGUGCUUCAGAGUUUAUAAGUUUUGUCACUGGGGAAGCAUCUGACAAGUGUCACAAGGAGAACCGCAAAACAGUGAAUGGAGAUGACAUUUGUUGGGCUCUCAGUUCACUAGGGUUUGAUGACUAUGCCCCUUAA